AUGCCAUUACUUCAAACCUCGGAGAGUUUUUUUUCUGGCUUUUCAUCAUUAGCCUCAUCAUCUUCAUUACAUAUUGAAAAAUUUCCAAUGAUGAGCUCUAUUUAUUCAUCGGUAUCGCCAUUAUCGGAAUUGUCUUGGUUUUUUAAUGUAUCGUCGUGUGAGAGUUAUCCGACAUUGAGUGCACAAAUGCCAGAUAGUAUGGAUUUGUGCGUGUGGCGAGGAUGGUUUUAUUUCAUUGCUCUAAUUUUUGGAAUUGUCAUUGCGAGCGGUAUUAUUUUGACAAUUGCUUCUUGGAUUCUUUUUGGCGUUCUCAAUCUUUGUAAAUGUCUUUUUGGAAGUGGCUCACGUAGACGAAAAGGAUAUCAACAAAUUGGAGAGGAACCCAUUUCCAGAGUAUUACAUAGCGAGUAUGGGUCAGGAGAUUUUUCAUAUUCAUCAGGAGGAUCCGAUUCUGUGUUUAAUAAGAUGUGUGGUUUUUCCUAUUGUUGCUUGAUGAUGAGUGUGAUUUUGUUGGCACUUUUUGGUAUUGGUUUUUCGAUUGUAUUCUUUGUGGGAUUGGACAGUACUUCAAAGCCUGUGUACACUGCCCUAGACAAUGCAAAGAGCGCUCUCAAUCAAACCGUAUUUAUCAUGUCAAACGCUACCUACACUCAAGGUUUGACAAAUUUUGUGCAACAGUUUGCUGCUACCAGUAGUGUUGUCUCCGAUGCAAUUCCUCAAGGUCAGGCAUACUUGACAAAUGCCGUUGUCGAUAAUGAUGACAGACUACAUUUGGAAGAUUUGAUCUAUAACAAAUUGAAUGAUUCUAUGAAAGCUCUGUAUGAAAAAUCUGGCCAAAUUUAUGACAUUACCCAAAAAUAUGACAACAUUGUCAAGACAAGUACAAUUAAUGUUUUCCAAUUGGAUGAUGUUUACAAUUACACCAAUUUAAUGCCUGAAGGUCUUGUGAAUCAGAUGUUGACAAGUCACAGCUAUUUAAUGGAAGCUCUCACCCUCACUCAAUUCAUUGUUGAUCGUCUCAACUACACAAACAACAUUUUCCAAGGUAACACCUAUUCCAAAUGGAACAGUAUGUGGAAAGAAGUUUUUGAACCACUCGCUCUUCAAGCUUCCACAAUCCCUUCACAAGUUGGUCAAUUCGAAAGCGUGAUUUCCAAUGUUACGACUCCAGGAGCCGAACUCUAUGCACAAGAUGUGAUUACCAAAUUUGAAAUUGCCUACAUGUCAUCCUUUAUUGGAUUUUUUAUCAUUGCAACAAUUGUUGCAAUGACUGGUGGGGUUGGUGUCACUAAGAAAUCCUCUGCCAUACUCACUCUUACUUGCUGCUGCAGUUGUUCCAUCUUUGUUUGGCUAAUGAUUCUCGCAGCUGUUGGUAUUGCCUUGUUAAUGGCUGUUGGACCAUAUUGCAUCAAUGGUAACAACUUGUUUAAUCCUGACAAUAUGGAUCGAGUACAUGCAGUAUCUUCGUUCACCAAUUAUCCAUUGGGGCUCAUAACAGGUCAACAAGAUCGAUUACUCCCAACCACAACCUUUGGAGAUUCUGACUUGUUUGUCCAUAAUUAUUCAUUCGUAGUGAAUGUGACGAGAUUUUUCUUGAACUGUGGCGGACAAAAUUUUGACCAAAAACCUGAUGAGUAUCAAAAUAUUCUCAAUGUGAUUGAAUUGGCUCAACAAGGACAUUAUGCCACCUCAGAAGACUAUCAAACAUUCUUUGACAAUUUUAUCAUGGGAAUGGAGAGUUUGAAUGUGACCUAUCAAGGAAAUCAAAUUGCUACAAGCGGUCAAUUACUAUUUAUUGAAAUGAACACAAUUUUGAAUCAAGGAUUGCCAAACGUCAAAGCAGGUCUUUCUGCUUAUAUGGAUGCUUUAGAUCAAUUCAAGAGUCGGGUGAACAACAAUUCAAACUAUCAAAAUUAUGAAGCUAACAAGGAGGAAAUUACCAAAUUCCAAAAUGAAAUGACCACUCUUUUGAAUUCAUUGUAUGAUGCUGCAAAUCAGACCAUAUUCGUUGAAUAUGCCAAUGCAGACAAUUGGUUUAACACCAAAUCAUAUCCUGAAUUUGUGCAAGGAUACCAACUUGGAACUACCUUCAUGUUGAAUUUGGAGAAUAACUUGGAACCAGCUGCAUCUGCAUUAGUUGUUGCUGCUCAAAUUGUUGGAGACAUGCUAAACGAGUUGAAAGAAAACACCAAAUGCAGCUUCAUGGUAGACGCUUCUACUCAAGUGACAAACGAUGUGUGCGGUGUUAUGGCUAUUUCAACAUUUGGAACAGUUUCUGUUCACUUGUUGAUUGUACUCUUUUUAUUUGUAGCUCUCCUUGUUGGUGUUGUUCUUGCAGGAAGAUUCAAAGCACAAUAUUUGGGCGGUGGAAUUAAUUAG
This is a messenger RNA of Naegleria fowleri, 2379 nucleotides long. RefSeq lists its product as uncharacterized. NCBI's taxonomy places the organism in Eukaryota, Heterolobosea, Eutetramitea, Acrasida, Naegleriidae. The record is from RefSeq and is a predicted model, not a curated record. Bases 1 to 2379 code for a protein of 792 amino acids. The transcript is spliced from 2 exons.